Molecule: messenger RNA, 501 nt
Organism: Aspergillus chevalieri
Lineage: Eukaryota; Fungi; Ascomycota; Eurotiomycetes; Eurotiales; Aspergillaceae
Gene: UBC7
Product: E2 ubiquitin-conjugating protein UBC7
Exons: 2
Coding region: 1-501 (166 amino acids)
Cellular component (GO): endoplasmic reticulum; cytosol
Source: RefSeq, a predicted model, not a curated record
AUGUCCUCUGUUGCGCAAAAACGUCUCUUCCACGAAUACAAAAACCUCUCAACCAACCCGCCCGACGGCAUCACCGCAGGCCCCGUCACAGAAGAUGACAUGUACCACUGGGAAGCACUCAUCCAAGGCCCCGAGGGCACACCGUUCGAAGGCGGCGUUUUCGCAGCCGAGCUUAAGUUUCCGAAGGAUUAUCCGUUGAGUCCGCCGACGAUGAAGUUUGUUGGGGGUGGGGUGUGGCAUCCGAAUGUCUACCCGAACGGAACAGUGUGCAUAUCCAUCCUCCAUCCUCCCGGCGAUGACCCGAAUCACUACGAACACGCCUCCGAACGGUGGUCUCCUAUCCAGAGUGUUGAGAAGAUCUUGAUUUCGGUUAUGAGUAUGCUAGCGGAACCGAACGACGAGAGUCCGGCGAAUGUCGAGGCAGCGAAGAUGUGGAGAGAGCGGAGGGCUGAGUAUGAGAGGAAGGUGAAGGAGGAGGUUAGGAAGGGGCUAGGGUUGUAG